Cloeon dipterum is the source of this 5358-nucleotide messenger RNA. RefSeq lists its product as uncharacterized. Lineage: Eukaryota; Metazoa; Arthropoda; Insecta; Ephemeroptera; Baetidae. The record is from RefSeq and is a predicted model, not a curated record. The transcript has 15 exons. Bases 216 to 4712 code for a protein of 1498 amino acids.
GCUCCUGUCUCUUGUGUCUAUCACUCUUCGCAUGCACCGCGUCCAUGCACCAUCGGCCGGCAGAAACACGCCCUCGUCCUGAACAGCACGCAAGCAACACGCACGACGCAGCCCGCCGAAUGGUGUCUGUCGACGCGACGCCGCGAGGGUAGUAACGCCGCCAUGACCUCGACUCGCGGCGCUGGUGGUGCCCUCGUGACAGGUGGUGCGGAGUGAUGUCGAGCAAAGAGGCGCUGAACGAAUGGCUGCAGGCGGCGAUGGCGGCGGCGGCGGGUCCGGGCGCCGACUGGGCGUCGCCGGGCGCCGAGUGCGUCAUCUGCUCGCUGCACACGAAGCCGCCCGCCGCCGACCUGCGGAGGACCGGCCGACGGGCCGAUCCACCACCGUCGUGCUUCUUCUUCGAUUCACAUCCACAGGAGGACGUGGUUCUGGUCGGCGGCAGCUCGUUUCCCACAGACCCGCUGGUCAGCCUGCCGGGCGACCUGUUCGAGCUGCAAUUUCCGUCGCCGUCGCCCUUGAUCGAGGCAGCGUGCGACGCCGGCCACGUCCCUCUGUCCACCAACAUCAACAACAACAACACGUCCAACUGCAACAACAACGUCUUCACCUCAGCCGAGCAGCAGCAACAGGACCUGACCGCUUCCGUCUUUGAAUUCGCCGCCGCUUUCAGUCCAGACGCCAGUUCGGCGUUCACCUCUUCCGACGCAGGUCCUGAUGCCCAUCUGCAGCAACCCUCCAUGUUCGACGAACAGCAGCCCUCCACGAUGCAUCAGCAAGAGCAUGAGACGUCCUUUCACCUGCAGGACGCCGCCGCCGACUCGUCCAGUCUGAUGACGAUCACAGCAUUCGAACCCGCCCCCACGGACACCCCGCCGUCCCGAUUUCCAGCAGACGCAUCGUCCGCCCUGUCCGAGCGCUUGGACGACUGGGAGGAUGGCGAGAUCAGGGAGGACGCCGCCCUUGCCUCGACCGACCCCUCCGACUGGUCCCUCCAUCAGUCUUCCGACGAUGACGACCUGCACCUGCACCACCACCACGCGGCCAUCGACACCUCCGGUCUGCUCAAGCUCAACUACGUGCGACGCAGCCUGGCGUCGCCCCCGCAGACAAUAGCACAACCCUUAUCAGUCAACGUCCCACCACCACCACCUGUCGCAGACAACCGCCACACACCGACCCCCCCGGUCGGACCAGAAGACCUGCGAGAUUUGCUCGACGACUACGACGACCUCGUACACGACGGCCUCUCGCCGGUGGCCCAGAUGCUGCAGCACGCGAGCCAGGGUGGCCGCCAGAUCGCCGGCCUCAUCGGCUCACCACAGCCGCUGCAGCCCAAAAUCGUCAUCGAGGUGACCGAGGCCGACGAGGACGAGCAGGUGCCAAGUGGCCCCAACGACGCCGUCGCGCUCAAGAUCAUCGAGCAGAUCACCUCGCACGUGGUCAGCCAGCUGGGCAGUGCCUCGCCAGGGCCCCUCAGGGCAGAGAACGGCAGGCCCUGCCCGCCAAAGAAGGCCGAGCAGACGACCAGGCGUCCCAGGAACUCGUCGUCGUCCAAGGAAAACGAAGAAGAGGAGGAUGCGGCAGAAGAUAGCCGCGCCGUCAAGAAUCUUGCCAAUCGUAGUGUCGUUAGCAGAGCUAAGGAGGAAAAGGCCAUUAGUUUAAAGCAGCCAGACUUGUUGAGCAGACUGCCGACCAACCUGGAAAUCGCAAACGCUAUCAACUUUGAUGAAAUUGAAGCUGCAGUCAAAGAGGGACUGCAAGCGGAAUUAAAUCAAAGCUUUGCUAUGUCGUCCAUGGAUAUGAGGAUUAAGACCAAGGCUGCCCGCAAGUCGUUUCAAGAGCUGAGUGCGGCGCCCACUGCUUCCGUCAAGACCAGCAAGCCUGUGCUGGUGAAGCCCCCACCAAAGAGCCAAAAGAGCCGAAUCAUCACUUCAGAGACCCAGAAGAAAGGUGACGCUGCCCAGGAAAUGGCAACUCAACCUCAGACAACCAGGAAUCUCAAAACUAUCGACAUGUUUGCUGACAAAGCUAACUUGUCAAAGAUAAAACAUGCUGCUUUACAAAAAGAGCCAUUGGUCUUAGAGGAAAAUCCAAUCAACUUAGAGGUGGAAUUGAGCAAGCAAAAGAGUUCUCCCGUGGAGAAAGAGAGGGCCCCGUCCGAGUCCGUGUUAAAUUGUAAGGAUAAGCCAUCCACCAACAAUAGGAACGAAACGUCCAACCCAGGAGAAUCAAGUGAUCCGUCACAGAGUUGCGUCCAGCCCCAGACACAACAAACUGUUGAAAAGCCAAACAAAACCAAAGGAAAACCAAGGAAAAGGAGAAAUAGCUAUUUGAAGCCCAGGAAGGGCCAGAUCAGCAAGAAAAGCAGAUCCGGCUUAGAAACCAGCGAGCCAGAUAAUGAGACCUGGGAAAUAAACAUGCAUCCUGAAACUAGCAAGAAAUCCCCUCUGGAUAUUGAUGGACAAAGAAGUGUCAAGAGGAAGUCAGAUUCAAUAUCUGGUCCAAAUCCUGCCUCAACUUCAUCCUCGAGGCGAAGUUCAAUCUGCUCGGGAUAUACUGCCCACCCAAUGAGUGGAUUAAGUCAAUUGAACAUUGAGGAAAGCUUCACAGGAUACGAGCCCAAAGACCAGCACGACUGUGUUGUCGUUGAGAAGCCCAAAAAUUUGAAGAUGAAACUGACAAGGCUCACUAGCAAAUCUGGAGUGAUCGAGAACCCUUUGGAGUCGGAGAUGACCACUUUGAUUGAAACUGGCAGGCAGUUGAGGAGAAGCAGGCGACUAUCUAUGGGCUACCGUGAUUCUUGCGAACAUUUGGAGCAAAACGACUCCACUAAAGUCCCGUCAUUUUCUCCGAGUGCUGAUCAGUCGAUCGGAAUGGAAGGGCUUCCUGAGAGCAAUACAGCCAGCAUUGAGACAUUCACUGAAGACAUAAUUCAAGACACUCCAAAGGAAAAUCAGCAGUCUUGCUUUGAUGAUCUUGAAAAUAUCAAGAAUUACCUGGAUGUUACUACAAAUACAAAUUCCUCUGAACCAGCUGACAAAACUGAAGAAUCGAUUUUAGGGUUGCCCUCAAUGCUAUUUGAAAUUGGAACUGGCAUGCAAGCUCAGCAAGAGAAUUUACAAUUAGGUGUGUUAGAAUCCGAAAUAAUGACAACUUCCACGGAGUGCAUCCAGUCUACUGACAGCCCUAGUGACAAUUGUGAAUUAAUUUUGCCUGACCAGCCCGCUGAGCCAGUGGCAUCUGGAAAUGAAUCCAAGACUGAACUUCCAAAUGAAAAAGGUUCUUGUGGGUUCUCGAAUGCAUAUAUCGUUGACAAAUUGAGUGGAUACACUUAUAUUAUGAAGGGGGCAGUCCCAGGCCCUAAGUCAAUCGUGCUUAUUGCCCCAACAGGCACCCUCGAAGAAGUUGCAAAAAAUAUCAGAGAAAGCUAUAAAACAGAUGUAAAAGAAAGACCUCUGAACCUCAAUUCAUCUACCAGAGAGCUCCUCAAUAAUGUGGAACCAACUUCUAUGGAGGAUGAACCUUUGGAGCAGAAUAACGGCGGUCAGGAGAUCCAAGAAUUGAGCACCUCAGUUGAGAAAGUUGAUCCACCAGUACUAGAUCAGGCCAAUAUGUUGGAGGCAGUGGAAGAAGUUAACCCACCAGUAGAGAACAGCUCUAACUCGGAUACAACUGCAGAGGACAAAGUCUCAAGCACUGACGCUGGUGACAUGGAGGUUGUUGAUCCAAUUAUGGAGCAGAAGCAAGUUGAAACAUCUGAUGCAGCUUGUGUAGAAAGCAUAUGUGCUAAAGUGCAAAUAGCAGUUGAUGAGGGAGGUAAACUGGCACAAGAUAAACCAACAUUACCAGUCGAUGACAUUAAGAACCACACCAACAAAGAAAAUAUUGCUACAGAGACUGAGAGAGACAUCAAAACUGAUCAAGAGAAACGAGAGCCUGCAGCUAGAAAAUCAGUGGCGAAGAGAAGCGAGGCCAUGGUGUCCAAAGGGACCAUGUUGCUCAAAAGGAAAAUGAUUGAACGGAACAGAAGGUCUCAAGAAAACAAGCACUUUUACAAGCGUUUGAAGCAGUCAAAGAAUGUGUGCAGAUUGAACAAGACCAAGACAUUAGCAGGCGAGGAGCUGCACAAGCAAGCCGCGUCGGAGAAAGAGAGUUUUGUUGCAGCAGUUCGUGUGCAACUAGACUCUGUUACAGAGAGGCAAACUACCUCGAGCCAGGAGCAUUCUGAGCCGGUAGCUGUUGAUAAAGAGCAGGUGGCUCCAAAUUUCGAGACAAAGUCGCCAAAGCUAGACACCUGGAUGGAGGAGGCUGUUCGAAUGGGCUUGUACCAGCUGGACCAGAGGAGAGUGGACACCUUGUACCCACUGAAGGAGGACCUGGACGAGGAAGAUUUCGACCUGAGUGAUGCCAAUGGUGGUUUGUUGGUCAACAAAAAACGGUCACCUGAAGAGGAGACUGUAAAUGUGCACCAGAAGUACAUCUGCGUUUUGGAACGCAGUCUGCAUAAGACGAAGAUGCAGUUGAUCGCCCUGAAGAAGGCCAACCUGAAGCACCUGCAAGCGAGCGACACCAUGCUCUCCCAUUACAGAUCUGCCAUUGACUUUCUAAUGGCAAAGGUGCUUUCGGAACAGCCAGUGCUGCCGACCGGCACCGCAGCCAUCGAUGUCAUCGUCGAGGCUAGCAAGCAGCGUCUCGGCAACAAGAAGCACUAAUAAUUUAUAAUCCAUCCCGCACCACUGCUUUCCUUAUUGAUCUUCAGGAAUAUGUAUUUGCAGCUGGGCUUGAGGAUUUGGAAAGGCUCUAAGUCCUGAGAACUAUUAAUUAUUAUUAGAAACAGCGUUAUUUAUGUUACUGAUUCUCUCCAAUUCAAAAUUGGCAAAAAUAUUGUGUUGACUAUAAUUAAGCGUUGAAAAAGGUCCAUUUUUAGUGAUGAUAUAUCGCCAAACAAUUAUUACCAACCAGUCAACCGUUCCUGUUAAGAAAAUGAUCCGUGCCUGGUACUGAUUUGCUAUGAUAUGCUUUUCACUAGCAUAAGAUAAUUAUUUACUUUUAUCACUCGUAAGUUUGUCCCGAGGGAAACAUACAUUACAUAACUAAUGCGCUACAAUCAUGCCCUUCAGUCAAUUGUAUGUACUGUAAGGUGCGUGUGUCAUUAUUAUCAUUCCCAGCUCUUUCUUUAACCAAAUGCGUGCAAGGCACAGUGUAACCAAGAGUGCUAAAAUAACUUACAUUUUCAUUUUUCCAUCUUCUGUAGUGAUGAGAUUCUUAUGUUGUUACGAGUGGUGAGGCUGCUGAGAUUUCCUGUCUAUCAACCACAUUAAUACCAAUAAAGUUACAACAACAUUAUACAUCAAUUAA